Messenger RNA from Stylophora pistillata, 2292 nucleotides. RefSeq lists its product as uncharacterized. The record is from RefSeq and is a predicted model, not a curated record. Lineage: Eukaryota; Metazoa; Cnidaria; Anthozoa; Scleractinia; Pocilloporidae.
UGUGCUGUCAUGGAUAUGUGUGGUCCUUGUUUAUCUACUCAACUGCGUAACUUGUAGUUUUUUUUUUUCUCCCAUGCUAUUUAGGAGUGCUUCUUUUAAGGUCUCCCAACAUAUUAUAUAUUCUUUCAUCAUUUACCUUAUCCGGUGUGGCGGAUUCUCUAUUUGGAAGCAAGAGCGAUCCACCAUACGUUUUUAAUUGAAACAUAAUUUUGCCCCAUACUACCCUAGCAAAGUUACUUUUCAUCACCCCCCCUCCCCUCAUCCCAUAACUAGAACCAGUUGUCAAAGCAACCGCGCCAUUUCAAAACAUGUACCUCAAUGAAUUUCCUCAAUGGCGCUCUUUGAUGUAGCUCCAGUGUUGGAAGGUGUAGCAAGUCUUCAAGAAAAAGUAGAAGAUGCCAUUACAAAAUCCAAACUUCUUCUUGAAGCUGUUGAAGGUUCUCAAUCAAAGUACACUGAGUUGAGUGACGAGUAUCCUGUGCUUCGAAGUUUGAAGGGUAGACUAGCCGCGUCACAGGGGCCAAACGAAGCUUUAUCUACAGAACUCGUCAAAUUCAAAUUAGAGCUUGAAUCUUUUGUGGAAGAAGUAUUUAACGCUCACGAUCAAGUAAGGAAGGAUUUAAAACUUUGGGCUAAUGAGCUGGACAGAGAUAAUACAAAGUUACGCCGCGAAAGAGAGGAAUUGGCGAACGAACGAAGAAAGCUUGAAGUUGAUCGCAGAGACUUUGAUGCUCAGUGCCUGGCAGCAGCAAGCAAAGAACAACAAAUCACUGAAGCACGAACGGUUACCAGUACCGACGACACAGACCAGACGUUAAGUAUUGUUAUGAAUAACUACACAGAUCAUUGCGAGGAAGAUAAAAAAACUAAAUCUGCCCCAUCUCAUGUAACACGUGAUGUUGAAUGCCAGACAGAAGCUAAGGUUAAUUUAGCAGAGGAGACUGGUGAAGAAGAUAUCCAAACUGCAGAGUCCAUCCAAGUGAAAGAUGAAGAAGAUAGACUGGAAAUGGAAAAUUAUGCGUCAUUGCGCUGUAGGUCUCAAUUACAGACAGCAACCAUCGGUAGGAAUCAGCGCAUUCUUACUGCUCCAGUGUCCAGGGCAAAAGCUUUGCUUUUUAAAAAACAGGAUCAUGCACUAAGGAUACACCAGAUGCUACUUGAUGAUAUCACUAAGGUGAAAGAAGAGAAACAACUUCUCAAGACUGAAAACUCUUUACUGUCAAAGAGAGCAAAUGAAGCCACCGCUGACUUAUUUCACUUGAAGAACAAAAUGACAAUAAAUAUGUCUGACAGAGAUGAGCUGUACAAGAAAUUACUGAAAUCAAAAGAGCAGAUCCUGAAACUUGAACAAACAUUGAGAAGACAAGCUCUUGGUUUGGUGUCAAAUAUAAAGGAACAACGACAACUACAAGAGGAAAUAAGGUGGAGCCAGAUCUUUGCUCUUCCUCUUAACCAACAUUCUAGUCAAACGAAAAGGAUUCCACGAGUAAGACCUUCUACUAGGGGGCGCUAAUUGUUAUGUCAGACCAUAUGACUAUUAUGUAAAACUGGGAAAUUUUUUUUAAGCAUUGCUAGCUUUUUCUCAGUUGUUUGAUUGAGAAAUUCUUCCAGCACUUGACAAGUAGACAGAAAGUGAACUGUCAGCAAGAAAGCACAUAAUUUGCUACUAGUUUGAAACUCAUUCUCUGUUCAAUACGUCUUAAAAAUGAAUUUGAAUAUAUGAAAAUGAUAUAUGUGUACUGUGGUCUUGAGAAAUGUAUGAAAGCAAUCCUUGCAGUAAUGAACACUACUUAAUAUGUAGUAGUAAAAUUAAGGCCUGAAACAAAUUCAGGCCAAUAUGGAAUUUGAAUCCAUGACCUCUGCAAUACCAGUGCAGUGCUUAACCAACUGAGCUAACAAGCCAACUGGGAGCUGGCCAUUGUGAUGGUUUGCCUUAAACUUGUGAUGUGAUGUAACAUUGAAUUUGAAUUUAUGAAAAUCAUAUAUCCGUCAUGUGUACUGGAGUUUUAAGAAAUAUAUGAAAGCCAUCCUCACUAUAAUGAAAACUACUUAUGUAGAAGUGAAAAUACGACAUGAAAAAAAUUCAGGCCUGUAUGGGAUUUGGACCCAUGAUCUCUGUGAUACUAAUGCAGUGCUCUACCAACUGAGCUAAUAAGCCAUUAUGUUGGUUCACAUUCUUAAGUAGUGUUCAUUAAUGCAAGGAUUGCUUUUCAUACACUUCUUAAACACGAAGGCAUGCUAUAAAAGGAGCCUAAGGUCCCACUGGACCAUUUGUCAAUCAACUGUCGUGUG